AUGGAGUCGCAAACUCACCAGGAAAAAGACGCAACUUCUUACCAAAACUACAUCUGCGAAGGAAAUGGGGAAUUUUUCGUUACAACCAGCGGACUCACGCAACAACACGUGCACACACAACACAGAAGUGUAAAACCAUUCGUUUGCGGGGUAUGCAGCAGAUUGUUCACCCAGUUCUCGAACCUAUGUCGACACAAGCUCACAGAUUGUAGCCGAAAAGUAACGUGCUCCACUUGCGGCGAUACUUUCAACUCAUUCAGCGCUCGGAACAAACAUCAAAAGUUCUGCGUGAAUAAAUAUCCGAUAAUAGUCGGGCCUACAUUUUCGGUAGCUUCGACUGUGCCGAGUUUGAACGUAGAUUAUCCAAACACGCACUUGUCGGCACAAAGCUGUGUCUUGUCUUUGCAUCCGCGCUCGGCUGACGAGAACCAAACUCAGAAUCAACACAGUUUGGGCUCAGGAUUAGAAAACUCAAGAGGCACGCGCCGCGAGUCGCGGCUCGAUUUGAAUAACCCGAGAGACCAUUUCGGCUCGGACUCAGAAACCGAAGAGGAGAUGUCGGAAAUCAACGAGCGUCCGAAUGAAGAAAAUGACGAGGAAAUCCAAAUCGUUUUCACUCGAAACGAAGAGGAAGAGAAUAAUAGUAGCAAGAGUAACAGAAAAGAAACCGAAAACGAAUCAGGUAACUCUUCAAUUGAACACGAGAACUUUGAUAACAACUAUCUGAACAGACUAGCAGGAAACCAACGUUGCAAUUCAAAUGAAACUUUGAAAUCGGGGGAUCCUCUGCUACGUGGUGCAAAUUUUUUCGAGUGUAAAUUCUGUCACAAAGGGUUCCGUCAGUUGGCUACCUUGAAUCACCAUCUGAAGACUCACACAGGAGAGCAGCCUUACGUGUGCAAACUCUGCAACAGAGCUUUCAAAGUGUCAGGAAAUCUGGAGCGACAUGUUACGAAAUUUCACAACAAGGAAAAAGCCUACAAAUGCAAAGUGUGCGACAAAGCCUUCGGAGAGAAGAAAGCAGUGAAGAGACACGAGCUCAAAAAGAAAUGUUGCUCUCCCUUCAAAUCAAACCUCGCAAGUGCGUCGUGUAAAACCGUCACGAGUGCGUCACGUGACACCGUCACGAGUGCGUCACGUGACACUAUCACGAGUGCGUCACGUGAUGCUAUCACGCGUGUGUUACGUGACAACAUCACGAGUGAGUCACUUAGCGCCAUCAGGACUUCAAACACUUCGGCCAUGCGGAACCGCGCGACAUUCGAGUCAAACUCGGAAGGAAUCAGACAUAGGACGCCGGCAACAAUCCGACGUGCUACUGCUACACACCUUAUGUCACCAUCGGGCUUCACCGGCGCAUUUUCGGCCUCACACGUUUUGCAAAGUAAUGGAGACAACCCUUGCUCUUUAGCAAAGUUAACUCGGAGGUCGGUGAUUCGUCCCAAUCCGAUUGCCAUGCUUGAGUCCCCGCCUCAGUCGAAUGAGGUGAAAGGCGAGAAUGAAACACCCAAAGAGACUCUUCUCUUAGUCCUCGGCUGGAAUAAAGCAAAACUGCUGCUUGAAUAA
Molecule: messenger RNA, 1566 nt
Organism: Symsagittifera roscoffensis
Lineage: Eukaryota; Metazoa; Xenacoelomorpha; Acoela; Convolutidae
Product: zinc finger protein 107-like
Exons: 3
Coding region: 1-1566 (521 amino acids)
Biological process (GO): regulation of transcription by RNA polymerase II
Cellular component (GO): nucleus
Molecular function (GO): DNA-binding transcription factor activity, RNA polymerase II-specific; RNA polymerase II transcription regulatory region sequence-specific DNA binding
Source: RefSeq, a predicted model, not a curated record